This is a messenger RNA of Ooceraea biroi (clonal raider ant), 4990 nucleotides long. It is a transcript of the gene PIG-O, whose product is annotated as phosphatidylinositol glycan anchor biosynthesis class O. The record is from RefSeq and is a predicted model, not a curated record. Gene Ontology annotation, molecular function: mannose-ethanolamine phosphotransferase activity. Gene Ontology annotation, cellular component: endoplasmic reticulum membrane. Lineage: Eukaryota; Metazoa; Arthropoda; Insecta; Hymenoptera; Formicidae. Gene Ontology annotation, biological process: GPI anchor biosynthetic process.
AGGUUAAGUCCCGUUCAAACCGCGAUACAUGGCUUUAUCGAUCAAGUGUUUUGGCGUUUAGUGGAAUCAAAACAACGGCUGUCAUAGAAACAACCACACAUUUACCUCGUAAAUGUAACGAAGAUGAAGGAUAAACUGGCUUAUCCUAGGUUAAGACUCCGCCGCAGUACCUUGAACGUCGUGUCGCCAGUGAAUAGUAUCGGGGAGCAAUAUUGAUUUGACGAAGAUGAGCCGGCUAUGGAAUUAUUUAGUAUUUCAGGCAUGGAUGUCCUACUUGAUGGCAGCUGGAUUGUUAGUCUUCACGAGUGGCUUCCUCCUUAAUCGUGUCUCCAGGCCAGAACGGGCCGAAUGCAUCGAAUGCACAGCUGCCGGUGGAUGUGACCCAGCGAGCAUCUUCCAAGACACCGAACACGCCGCUAAAGUGUGCCUGGAGCGCAAAGCACGAGUGGUGCUCUUAAUCGUUGACGCUUUAAAGUACGAGUUUGCCGAGUGGUACGAGGAUAAUGCCUCGAUGUCCUCCUACCAUCGCAACAAGUUGCCAGUCAUUCACGAAUUGCUACAGAAGCAGCCGUCGAACUCACGUCUGUACAAAUUCAUGGCCGAUCCGCCUACCACGACUAUGCAGCGUCUGAAGGGUCUUACAACAGGCUCGUUGCCUACUUUUGUAGAGAUGGGAUCAAACUUUGCUUCGGAGUACAUUCAGGAAGACAAUCUUGUUGACCAAAACACGGCCGGAGGUAUCGUUUUUAUGGGCGACGACACGUGGACCAAUUUAUUUCCGGAUAAAUUUAUGCGACAGUUUCCGUCACCAUCGUUCAACGUGUGGGAUCUGGAUAGCGUGGACAAGGAUGUGCAGUAUCGCAUUUUCUUCGAGAUGAAGAAGAGAGAUUGGUCGUUGCUAAUAGCGCACAUCCUCGGGGUGGAUCAUUGUGGACACAAGCACGGCUCGCAGCAUCCAGAGAUGACCAGGAAACUGAAUGACACAAAUACGCUUAUAAAACAAAUCAUAGCAUCUCUUGAGAAGGAUACGAUGCUGUUUGUUAUUGGAGACCAUGGCAUGACCGAGACGGGAGAUCAUGGUGGCGAGAGUACCAACGAGAUCGAGGCUGCGAUGUUUGUUUACUCGACGUCUCCUUUAAUGGAAGGAUCCGCGUCUAACGACGAUAACAGUGUGAACCAAAUUGAUCUUGUUCCUACUUUAGCAUCGAUUCUUGGUACCCCGAUCCCCUUUUCCAACUUGGGGUCCGUAAUACUCGACUGUUUGCCAGGACAAGUAGGUGAAACUACUGGUCAAUUGUUGUAUUUGCUACAAUCUCUUUGGCGAAACAUCGCACAAACGAAAAAAUACAUAGAGACGUAUUCCGCGGAUACAUAUUUAUUCUCGAAGGAGCAGCUUCAGCAUUUAGAUUACAUAUAUAAGCUUCUCGCUGAGCAAGUUAAGCGCGUUGACAAUUUGGAGAAGCUGGAGGCGUUCGCUCGAGACGCCGAAGGCUAUUUUAAAUUGUUGAAGGAUACAUGUUCGGAAGUAUGGGUCCAAUUUGAUUCCAGUUUAAUUUCCAAGGGUCUAAUUUUGAUGUUCUGUCCCUUGUUUUUCUUUUAUCUCUUCAUCACCGGCAUCCCCGAGACUCGUAUGUGUGAUAUAUUCAAGUCUUCGUUCUUACAGUGUGCCAUUAUGGCAAAUUUGAUCACUGUUGCAGUUAUCACGUGUCUGUUCCUGCUGAAUAUUGUGGACGAGUUGAGAAACACGAUCUUCUUUGCCACUGGCACAGUUUCUAUCGCUCUACUGGUUAUAGUGAUUGCUCAAAACUGGGACGUUAUAUCAAUGUGCUGGUACGAUCAUCGUAGAAUUAAGCUGUUGAUCUAUGUAGCUAGAAUAAUACUCCUGGUAACGGUAGGCGGGCUCUUCUCCAACAGUUACAUAGUCGAAGAAGACAAGGUUUUAUCCUUCCUGUUUGUUACGCUGGUUUGUCUGCUCAUAUUUGAUUUAAGAAGAAACGAUACCGAUAGCAUCUCCGAAAGGAAGACUAGAUUUACGUCAAAGCCAUCGAAACCAAAUUUCAGGACGAUUGCGUUAGUUAUCGGUUUACUAGCGUGCGUCUCAGAAAGGAUAUCACAUUAUUUCUGGCGUUGUAGGGAAGAGCAUCUGCAAAGAGACUGCUCUACGUUUGUAACUGGUAAAGUUAGUUGGUCUACAAUGCCGAACAACUGGGAGCGUGCCCUACUUGCUCUUUUAUUCGCCUUAGUCAUCCUGGCGUCGUACGUGGUGAUCGUUAGAAUGUGGUUGAAGGACUGCGGGAACCUCACAGGCUUUGCGCCUAGUGUCAUGAUAGGACAGUACUGUCCAGUUAUCAUAAUAAUUUGCAUGAGUUGCUACUGGAUCCUGCAAAAGUUCCCAAAGUUUAUUAAACCGAGGCUGGCACUCUCUUGGGAGAUCAACACGCUACCUAACGUGGUCUACUUCUUUUGCGUACUCGCAAUUGUCGUUCUUUAUUAUCGCCCGCUCAGCAUAUACCUAUUGCCAAAGAAGAAGGAAUCCGUCGACGUUUACCGUGAUGAAAAUAUAAUACCUCGAUUAUUCGAAAAGAUCAAAGAUUCGAUAUCUCGCAAGGAGAUAGAUACCGACGAGCUCCCGGUCAUCUAUGGUUUCGGGACUGCCUACAGCGCUGCAUUUAUCUCGUUAAGCGUAUUCCUCAUACUCCUCUACUCAUUGCUGUUGGGAGACACUUUGUCGCCGAGUACAUUUUUGAUGUCUGUAACGUGUGCCUGCGUACUGGGCCUGUCCACCGUAGAGAGAUACAAAAACGCCAAUAAUAUUUCUGAACUUGUUGACGUGUCUAUGCCUGUACUACUGUGCUGGUUUCUACUGGCUGAAUAUUUCUUUUACGGGACCGGUCAUCAGGCGACAUUUCCUACCAUUCAUUGGCACGCUGCUUUUGUAGGAACUGGCGGUCACUUUUAUGGAAACUUAGUGUCAGCAAUUUUAAUUGGCAUCAAUACAUUUGGAUCGCACAUUAUACUGGGUAUGACAUUGCCGCUACUAGUGAUCGUGCCAUUCACGUUGCAUCGGGAGUUCCCAAAGUUUCUCAAAGCGAAGUUUUCUGAAGAUAUAAAGAGAGGUGAACUCCUCCUGUUCGAGCAAGACUCUGCCUUCCACGCUGCGAUUUUCUCCGUUGCCGGAAAAUACAUACUACUUCACGGAAUUCGAACUUUCGGCAGCAUGCUCGCGGCGACUAUCCACUGUCGGCAUCUGAUGGUCUGGAAGAUAUUCGCGCCGAAACUAAUAUUCGAGGGAUUAGGAUUUCUGGUAACACUAGGUAGCGUAUUAGCAUCGUUUUACAUGGUGUUCCGCAUCGACCAACAAAUGGAACACCUCAUCACCAGAGUCACGAAAGACAGAUGAUAAUAACUGCACGUUCAAAGGAUACAUAGUACAAUCAGCAGCAAAGUACCAAAUUCGUAAGGACACUUUUGCGGACGGACGGAUCCGAAAGUGGCUGUUAGUUACUUAGGAAGAUCGUAUUCCUAGCGAUUCGAGAUAUUACGGAUCUGUGAAACGGGCAACGCGUAAUACUUACCACGAUACUGCCAAUUUUCACAAUUUUAUAUGAAAGUGUAACAAAAGGGGGUAAAUGAGGGGUCAGACGCGUCUAGUGAAUAUUACGAAGGACGUUUCUCGUACUCGAGGGUACGGAAACCUGUCUCUCCACUUCUUCGAGACGGUAUUAAUGUUAGAUAUUGAUGUUCCACCUCGUAUAUAUAGAAUGCUAUGUCGUGUAACCAAACUGUGAUGCUUCCUAACACACUAACGCUAUCCUGCGUGCAAUGCAUUGCUGAUUGAAGACGAACGAAGCAACGCACUUGAUGCAGGAUUGCGUCCGUGUGCCGCGGUCUAUCUGCGCGACUGAUGGACACAUCGGCGUGUGACUGCUGUUGUUAGAGAGUACGAUUACAUAGAAAGUAGACUAGAUACCAUUAACAUCCACCUUUCAUAUCCUUCGAUACGUGUACAUAAAGAAAGUAUUGUGUAUUGUGAUUAAUUAAAAAACGAACUAUAUAAUAAAUUCAGUAUUUUAGAUCUAUUCUCUUCGUGUAUCUUCGUAUCUAUCGAUUGUUUUGUCGCAGAUAACUUUGAUUGGAUGACUCCACAACAUCACUGUCUUUCUUUUCAUCAUCUUUUCCCACAUAUACUUUUAUUGGAAAUAACACGAUUAAUCGUACACGUUUACUUAUAUGUUUCUUUCGGAGAGCAGCAUUUUUCUAGAUAUUUUCAUUGUGAUCUGAGUCACGUGUGAAUGCUCGAUGAAAACAAUACUCCUGCUGGCUGAAUGGCCUAAUGGUGGUUAUGAUGGUGCCUACUAUCUUCGUACUCAUUCUUGUGAUACUGCACCCAGUCGGCCCAUUUGUUUAAGUUUCCGUAAGCGUUAGAUUGCCCCUGCGACAGAUGAACAGAUGCCCGCGAUAUUCGUAAUUCAGAGACAGUGCACGUACUUAAUUGUAAUUAAUACUUUGAAAGCCUGGCGCUUGAGAGUUAGGCAAUUUAGGCAUUUGAAUCUGAAAACAAAUGAAGUUAUCACAUUUUAUAGGUACAUGCUGGUAACAUUCACUUGAUUAGACACGAAGAGAUCUCUUUGGCACAACGUCAGGUAACGACACAGUCCUACUCCCCAUUUACUUUUGUACGUAGGCUUCCAAGGUAUUAUCAUAUAUUAUUAUAUUAUAUAUUAUAAUAUAAAAUAUAAAAUUAUAAUAUAAAAUUGUACAUGUGCACAUUGCCUUUAUUAAAUUAUUAUCGAAUAAUUAAUUCACUGCUCUGUUAUAUAAUAUAUAAUUUUUAACUAUAAGAUUUAAUAAGAUUUACAAGAUAUGAGAAAAUAUUAACAAUUAUUCAAGAUGGAACAUGUCUUCUUUAUAACUAUGAACAGUUUUCUGUAUAUUUUAUAAACAUCAUGACAUCCUCAUUAAUUAAAAUAAAAUUAAAAUGAAAAGAAAA